Messenger RNA from Terrapene triunguis (Three-toed box turtle), 699 nucleotides. It is a transcript of the gene EBP, whose product is annotated as EBP cholestenol delta-isomerase. NCBI's taxonomy places the organism in Eukaryota, Metazoa, Chordata, Testudines, Emydidae. Gene Ontology annotation, molecular function: steroid Delta-isomerase activity; cholestenol delta-isomerase activity; C-8 sterol isomerase activity. Gene Ontology annotation, cellular component: endoplasmic reticulum; membrane. Bases 112 to 468 code for a protein of 118 amino acids. The transcript has 3 exons. Gene Ontology annotation, biological process: cholesterol biosynthetic process. The record is from RefSeq and is a predicted model, not a curated record.
GCUGCAGGUGGCCGCCCGGGCGGGCGCCGGCCUCAGUCUGCGGUCAGCUGCCAGCAGCGUUGGGACUCGGGCCGGAGGCGCUGAGCGGUGGGAGUCGCUGUCUUGCCUGCCAUGGGGCUGGAGGCCGAGCCCCUCGCCGCCCCCCACCCUUACUGGCCCCGGGACCUGGAGAUCCGGCGCUACAUCCCCAACGACCGCCCCACCUGGCACAGCCUGGCUUUCCUCUUCUCUGUCUCGGCGGCCCUGCUGAUGCUCACCUGGCUGGCCGCCGGCUGGCGGGGGUGGACGGGGGCGCCCAUGAGGCCCGGGCGUCGCCUGGCCCUCUGUUGGUUCGCCAUCUGCGGCUUCAUCCAUGGCGUGAUUGAGGGCUGGUUCAGCCUCUACCACACAGAUAUACCAGGGGACCAGUCCUUCCUCUCCCAGCUGUGGAAGGAGUACGCCAAAGGAGACAGCCGAUAUGUCAUGUGAGUUUUAGCCUUUGUGUGUCCCAUUCCCCCCCUUCCCCUUUUCUGAUUCCUACCCACCCACCCACCACAAUCCACUGGCAUCUGCCCAAAAUCCACCUGGAAAUUUUGGAAUGGAUCGGAUGCAGCCUUCAAAAAACCCAUCAGGUUUCACACGUGCCUGCUAGCUCAGCGCAAGCAAACAAUAUGUGGUUUAAUAUCACUACAUGCAAAUGCAUCCCUCCAGGAACAAAGC